This is a messenger RNA of Haemorhous mexicanus (house finch), 864 nucleotides long. RefSeq lists its product as uncharacterized. The record is from RefSeq and is a predicted model, not a curated record. Bases 141 to 743 code for a protein of 200 amino acids. Lineage: Eukaryota; Metazoa; Chordata; Aves; Passeriformes; Fringillidae. The transcript has 7 exons.
ACCGGCGGAGCCGUGUGCCGCUGCCAAGAGCCACCGCGGCGCUCGGCGGGCGGGCUGAGCUCCUGCCCCGCAGGCACCUUUAGAGCGGCGGCAGCUCGGGAAGCUCAGUGCACUGAGGGGACCUUGGAGGCGACCCCGAGAUGAAUCUCCUCGCCCAGGUGAGCUCCCUCCUUCAGACCCUGCAAGCCCCGGACUGGCUGUUCCUCCAGCCCUGGCACUGGCUGGGCUCCUGGGUGAGCAGCUCCAGGCAGGGCACCAGUGGCCCUGAAACACAGCUGGGUCCCCAGGCAGUGACUGGGGCAGUGACCACGGCAGGGUUCUUCCUCUGCGAGGGGCUGCUGAGACAACAUUUCAACAUUGUCCCCAACGGGGUGGCUGAGCCCCAGCCUGGGGACCUCUUCCUCUUCCCGCUGGCCUCGGGAGGCCCUGGCUGGUGGGGGGCCCACGCUGGCAUCUACUGCGGUGAUGGGGAGAUCAUCCACCUGGAAGGCAGCUCAGGGAUGUCACCAUCAGGCGUCGUGGCCAAGCACGGCAAGAGCCACCUGCUGCGGACACGGGGCCGGGCCAGGGUGCUGCGCAGGAAGGGGGGGCUGGACGUGGCCGCCCUGCAGCGCCGGGUCCGGGCGGCCAUGGAGCAGCCCGUGGAGUAUGACACCCUCACCUGCAACUGCAUCCACUUUGCCCUCGCCCUCCUGGGGCUGGGCCACCUCGCUGGUGCCAUGGUGUCCCCAGCGCUGCAGUGAUGGAGGUGAUGGUGCUCCUGGGGAACAUGUGGGGCUGGAGCAUCCUCCCCUGGGCACCAGAACCGCACCAGUGAUUUGCCAAUCCUCCUGUGUGGCAAUAAACAGUUGCAUGGAAAGGAAA